Messenger RNA from Homarus americanus (American lobster), 2446 nucleotides. Its product is annotated as elongation of very long chain fatty acids protein AAEL008004-like. Gene Ontology annotation, biological process: fatty acid elongation, saturated fatty acid; sphingolipid biosynthetic process; fatty acid elongation, polyunsaturated fatty acid. Gene Ontology annotation, cellular component: endoplasmic reticulum membrane. The record is from RefSeq and is a predicted model, not a curated record. Gene Ontology annotation, molecular function: fatty acid elongase activity. The transcript is spliced from 11 exons. NCBI's taxonomy places the organism in Eukaryota, Metazoa, Arthropoda, Malacostraca, Decapoda, Nephropidae. The coding region runs from base 511 to 1413 and encodes 300 amino acids.
GUACACCGCACCUCUGGGACUCUAGCUUGGGUCCAUAAAAGCCUAAUCAGUUACCAUGUUGUACCAAUAUGAGGCACUGCUUAUGUUUUGACACCGAUGGAGGGUAAAUCCAUCGCUCUCGGCCUUCACUUCACUCAAAGCUGUUCUUCGGCUGUAGUUGAUGAAGCUACGGGCAACAGUGAAGCAGUACACUACUCUCCAGGGUCUUCCCCAAACGUUCCAGUAAUAGAUGAUAUCAAAGGACCACAAACUAACACAAGAGUUGUAAGAAAAAUUAAAUACCAAGCGAGUGGACUUAUUAGGAACUCUUUGCUGUGCGUGUCUUGAAACUUGCCGAAUUGGACGGCAGCUCGGGGUGAAAUAGAAAGGCACAGCCCCAGCAAGCAUAGGAGGCAACAUUUUUCUCUUUCUGGACAGUCAGCGACUAGCCGUCAGUGCUGCAGCUUCAAACCCAUCUUCUCUGGACCUGACCUAGUGAGUUCAGGAGUCCCAGUGAGCUGCCACCCUAGGAUGACUACCUCACAAGAAGCAGCUCUGCCAACACCACGCUCUUGUCCUCAACAAUAUGAAAAAGAUAGUUUACAGGAGCUGAGGACUAUAGGGAAGCAAGUAGCGGUACUCAUCGUCCUUAGCUAUACGUAUGGUGACGUGAUGGUGUACCGCAAGCUGACUCCGGACCCCCGUCAGGACACUUGGUACCUCAUGCGUUCUCCCCUACCCACCAUCAUCACCUGCUUCCUGUAUGUGGCCGCCGUCACCUGGUGUAUACCGCACUACAUGAGCACCAGGAAACCCGUGUCAGGACUUAGGACCAGUAUGAUGGCCUACAACGCCUUCCAAGUCGUCUUCUCCGCCUGGAUUUUCUGGGAGUCAGGUGUGGCCGGAUGGUUUGGUGAUUACUCCCUCGUGUGUCAGAGGUGCGACUUCUCUGAUAACACUGAAGCAGUCAGGAUGGUACAUGCUGGCUACUGGUAUCUCUUCUCUAAGUUUGUGGAUUUCAUAGACACUGUAUUCUUUGCUCUACACAAGAAGAAUGAACACAUCUCUUUGCUACAUGUGUGUCACCAUGCCAUCAUGCCCGUCUGUAUGUGGUACGGCAUCCGCUACUAUUCUGGUGGCCACACGACACUCGCAUUCCUUCUCAACUCUUUCGUACACACUGUGAUGUACCUGUACUACCUGCUGGCGGCCAUGGGUCCCCGCGUUCGUCCGUUCCUCUGGUGGAAGAAGUACCUCACCACACUCCAGAUGGUGCAGUUUACAGCCAUCCUCAUCCACAACUUUUUGGCGCUGUUUGUGGAGUGUCCUGUGCCGUCGUCGCUGAUAGCCUGGGUGAGUGGCGUGUCACUCCUCUUCUUCGUCCUUUUCGCUGACUUCUACAUCAAGACGUACCGGAAGCGUGGCAAACACUAGAUAACCACUGAAGCUAAGGGGAAGUAAAGACCCCCCAUUGAGGGUCUGAUGGCAUCAAUGUGUCCAACUAUACAAUAACACGUCCACUGGAGGGUGCAGCAGGCAGAAGCCGAGCAGGUCCGUGAGGUGAUCGACUCUCCAGAUGAGGAAGUCCCUUAGCACUUACCUCUGUUUUAUCGACUGAUGUAAACAUAUCUCCCGGCUAUCAUGUGCUGCCUAAUGGCUAUUGCUUAUGAUCAGGUUAGGAAAGGAAGUACAGUAGUAUAUCCUAUCUUGCGGUGUGUCGUGAAAAUACCAGAGUAUAUGUGUUGAAUGAAGGUACAGCCUCCAUGUGUAUCUAGUCAACAGUAAAAUCACUCGAGAUACAAAUUAGAAUACUCUAUUUAUACAUACCUACUUAAGUCAUAAGAAUAUGAUAAUUAUAAUAGACGUGAUUCAGUUACACUAUUAAUUCUGAAAGAGAUAUAUGAUUAUUUAGUCUAUUUUGUAUAUUAUGAUCAUAUUUAGAAGAACAUAGAGUCAAAUAUAGGUAAUACUUUAGCCAUGUUAUACUGAUACGAUUCAUCCAACCACCAACAACAAUGAAUCGGUUGUGUGUGUGUGUAUGUGAACGGCUGAUGACAUUCUUAAGCUCAUAUUAUGAUUUUCUUCUAAUUAUCCUUCUAGAUGAGUUAGAAUAUGAAUGACCUUUAGCUACCCUUUAAGGUCCGGUUGUUAUGGAUGUUUAAAAUGGGUAUUAAAUUAUCCCAACCUUUUUGUAAUGAUGUUUCUGAUAUGAUAAGAGUCGGGGGUUGACAAUUUUCAGAUAAGAUGAUAUUUUCCUAUAAUUUUUUGGUCAAAUAUCAUUCUAUAUGCGGAUACUUUUUUAUAGUUCCAGACAGAUGUAGAAUUAUUGUUGUAGGAGACAGUUGUAGUAUAGUUUGUCAAUGGUGAUUAUUCUUGUCUCCGAAUCUACUUUUAACUGUCAUCAGUCAUUAUAGACCAGUUGUAAAUUUUAGGUGCGGGUUUGUAUAUAUUAAACGCCGCACCAUUA